AUGCCCACAAAUCUCCCCUACGGAUUGAACCUUCCGAACAAAAGUCUCGCGGCGAUGAAACCGGGGAAUGCUCUCGCGCAGAAAAGAAAGAACAUUUUUGAUGACGACUCUGAAGAUGAAGACCAGCAAACUGGCGAUGGUGCAGUUGAAAUCUCAACAAUUGGAGGACUAGAAGAGCCAGCUACGAAAAAGAAACCUCUGCCAAGCGCAGGGCCUCCGCCGAAACGCAAAAUUCAAUUCGGUAGCGGUCCCAAACCAACAGCAAAACCGCUCAGCAAGAACUCGCUAUUUGCAGACGAUGAGGAUGAGGACGAGGAAAAAAAAAGAGAGCAACAAGGCGCAAUGAAUCUUGGAUUGAACCAGGCGAAGUCGAACAAGCCAACCGCUCCUGUCCAGAAAUACACCAAUCUCGCGUCCAUGCACAGUAGCAACAUGCAGGCAAAAGCGGCAGAAGAAAUCGACCCACUGAUCUACUCAUACGAUGAAGUAUACGACAGUUUGCACGCCAAACCCGCCAAGGCCUCAGUGGAAACAAAGAGCGAAACACCCAAGUACAUGCAGAACUUGCUACAGAGUGCAGAGAUCCGGAAACGAGAUCAACUGCGGGCUAAGGAUCGCCAGCUAGCCAGGGAGCGUGAAGCUGAAGGUGAUGAGUUCGAGGACAAGGAGAAAUUUGUCACCUCUGCCUACAAGGCGCAGCAAGUGGAACUGCGGAAGGCAGAGGAAGAGGAAGCACGCCGUGAAAAGGAAGAGGAAGAACAACGCAAAAAAAGUGGCGGCUCUGGUAUGAUAGGAUUCUACCGGGACGUUCUGUCGCGAGGAGAAGCACGGCACGAGGAGCUCAUCAAGGCUGCGGAAGAAACUGCUCGCCGCGUCAAAGCAGGCGAGAUCAUCGGGGAGACAGAGGAUCAAGAGGUCAAGACGGAUGCCCAGAAAGCGCAGGAUCUCAAUUCUCAUGGAACUCGAGUUGUUCUGAAUGAUGAGGGCCAAGUUGUCGACAAGCGUCAGCUGUUGUCUGCAGGACUCAACGUGGCACCGAAACCGAAAUCUCAAGCACCUGCCGCCAAAUCAGGAGCUUCAAGACCUACCGCUGGACGACCAAGUGCCGGUGCUGGUUACCAGGGUGGCCGUGGUGCCCAGCGGGCUCGACAGACCGACAUGGUCGCAACCCAGUACGAGGAGCGUGCGCGACAAGAAGAAGAGGCCGAGGCUGCAAAGCAAAAGGAGAUCGCCGAAAAGAGUCGCAGUCGCAAGACCGAGAAAGAUGUGUCCAGCGCUAAAGAGCGGUAUCUGGCAAGAAAGAGAGAACGAGAAGAGGCUGCUGCCAAGGAAAAAUCCAAGGGGGCUUAA
Molecule: messenger RNA, 1350 nt
Organism: Penicillium roqueforti
Lineage: Eukaryota; Fungi; Ascomycota; Eurotiomycetes; Eurotiales; Aspergillaceae
Product: splicing regulator NSRP1-like domain-containing protein
Exons: 1
Coding region: 1-1350 (449 amino acids)
Biological process (GO): regulation of alternative mRNA splicing, via spliceosome
Source: RefSeq, a predicted model, not a curated record